Messenger RNA from Neoarius graeffei (lesser salmon catfish), 2325 nucleotides. Its product is annotated as profilin-2-like. The transcript has 3 exons. Gene Ontology annotation, cellular component: cytoplasm. The coding region runs from base 231 to 653 and encodes 140 amino acids. NCBI's taxonomy places the organism in Eukaryota, Metazoa, Chordata, Actinopteri, Siluriformes, Ariidae. The record is from RefSeq and is a predicted model, not a curated record. Gene Ontology annotation, molecular function: actin binding. Gene Ontology annotation, biological process: regulation of actin filament polymerization; positive regulation of actin filament bundle assembly; actin cytoskeleton organization.
GCGGAGUGAUCUGCAGCACGGACUACACCCAAGGCGCUGUCUGGAUGCACAUCGGCUUUUCUUCGCCCCCUAAAAAAAAAGCAGAUCUCGGCAGCACGCAGCUAAGCGCUAUUUGGACAGAGGCGAGGCUCGAAUCUGGUUCUUCAAACCUUCUUUAACCUUAAAUCCAUCCAAAGAGUCUCUGUAAAGCGUCGUAAUAUUAUUAUUUUUGUUUACAAAUUGCAGCAGACAUGUCUUGGCAAAGCUACGUGGAUAACCUGAUGGCCGACGGCUGCUGCCAGGAGGCCGCCAUUGUCGGUUACGGGGAUACCGGUAAAUACGUUUGGGCAGCGUCAAAAGGGGGCUGUUUUGGCUGUAUAACGCCCGAUGAAAUCGAUGUCAUGAUUGGCAAGGACCGGGAGGGCUUCUUCACCAGUGGGCUGACCCUAGGGAAAAAGAAGUGCUCUGUGAUCAGAGACAGCCUGUCGAUCGAUGGCGACUGGACUAUGGACAUCAGGACGAAGAGUCAUGGUGGUGAGCCGACCUACAACGUUGCUGUAGGCAGAGCAGACAAAGUAUUGGUUUUAGUCUUGGGAAAGGAAGGUGUCCACGGAGGACAGCUCAACAAGAAAGCAUACACCAUGGCUGACUACCUGAGGAAAUGUGGAUACUGAAGCAGCCCUCUUUCCAUCCACACAGCAGCUCACUGUAACAUCCCAUCCCUUUCUCCUUCAUUCCCCUCCCCCCCACACCUUCACAGCACUAGAUACUUAAUGGAUGCAUCAUUGUCUAUCCAGACCCUUAACUACUUUUUUAUAUAUACACCUCUUCCCUCUAUUUAGCAUACCUAUCAAUUCCUGUUUCCCCUCAUCCUGAUAGUGCCACAAAACAAGCAUGUUCAUUUAUCAAGGAUUAAAAUGAAAACAGUACUGUACAUAAAGCAUUUCAGACGAUUGGGCUUUUCAAAUUGCAUCAAGUCACUGUCCAGUUUUCCUGAGGCGCUUGUCUAGUGGUCCAUCGAUGCCUAUUGAGUGCUUUGAGCCUUGCUGAGCUGUUGGUCUUCCCUAGUGACUUUUUUUUUUCUUCUCCUUUCCAGCAUGGCCAGGAGGGUUUAAAGUGCAUGCAUAUCUUUUAGCUCAAUAUCAAACACCAAACUACCAUACACUACACUACACUACCAGUGUCCUCCAAACAAAAAAUGAAUUGAACCACACUACAUAAUUCUUGCCUUUAUACUUGGAACCCAUUUUAUUCAAAAUACAUCCAGUGCUUUUACUGUUGUAUCUGGAAUGGUGUUGAGUCCUCAAUGUAAUGUUGGCUUUUUUUUCCUUUCAAAUGUGAUGGCAGAUCAGCAUUUACAAUGUCAAGGUUUAAAACAUAAAUUGCUUCUGGACUCUAAGGACAUUCCAUCACUAAUAUAGCCACUUAGCAAUUUAUUUACCAGCUAGUGAUUUUGAUUUUUUUUUUUUUUUAAGCACUGCCCUUACGAUGUAACUCUGGUUUGGUGUCCAUUCACAUGUAGAUAUUAUUUUUCUCCAGUAGGACCAAUUCUCUUCUUUUGAGGAUUAAUGCAUUACUGAAGGAUCGACUGCUAGUUUCAUCUGUUUGUAGAACACUUAAACAUUUCAAAUGCACAGUGUAACACUAACCUCUUGACAGUUCACUAGUAAUGGUAUCCAUGUCUUGAGGAGCAAAGGAUUACAAAGCUCAGAGUAACUACCUGAGGUGCCCCCCUCCCCCCUCUCUUGACGGUCUUGAAUAGAUGAAAUGGCAGUCUUCUUGUUGACUUGAUCAUUUAUAACCCUCUUGUCCUGUUAAUCUGUCCGUUUUCAAAUAUGAAGUCAUUUGUGCUUUAUGCGACUGAGAUGUAUCAACUUGUCAUAGCACGGUACAAUUUCAUUAAAUAGGCAAAAAAAAAAAACACUGAAGUAACUGUACACUAAAUUUUUCUGGGUUAUGAAGGUAUUAGUUAAAGAAGGAAGACCACUAGUUGGUUGUAUUGUUAACUUUAAUCAAAGCAGUGUAUCCUGUGCCAUAAUAUAGAUCUGAUCUGUUGCUACUGUGAGAUGGAUUUUAAAACCGCUGCCUUGUAAAGAGUCGAUUCUUGAAUGGCACCUUCUUUGGGAUAUGACAUUAAAAAUUUCAAACUCUCCAGGGCUUGUGGAAUAUGUACAGAUUAAAGUGAAACCAUGUCAACAAAUGUUCAUUUCUCCUUUUUUCAUUUCACCUGAUUUGAUUGAAAUCCUGACCAGCUGACUAUCUAUACAACCCAAUUUUGCGUGGAAAAAUGCCAUGAAUUAACCACCUUGUUUACAGACAGAUCAAAUAAAUCUAUUCCAACCAGAA